Molecule: messenger RNA, 2474 nt
Organism: Syngnathus typhle (broad-nosed pipefish)
Lineage: Eukaryota; Metazoa; Chordata; Actinopteri; Syngnathiformes; Syngnathidae
Gene: phox2bb
Product: paired like homeobox 2Bb
Exons: 3
Coding region: 109-987 (292 amino acids)
Biological process (GO): regulation of transcription by RNA polymerase II
Molecular function (GO): DNA-binding transcription factor activity, RNA polymerase II-specific; RNA polymerase II transcription regulatory region sequence-specific DNA binding
Source: RefSeq, a predicted model, not a curated record
CAUCGAAAAAAAAAAAUCCCUCCAACAACCUCCUCACACGUUCUCCUCCCUCUCACCCGCCAUCAUAAGCCGACCUGGGGUAUCUUCAGCUUUUGGGUGCCUUCCCAAAUGUAUAAAAUGGAGUAUUCUUACCUUAACUCGUCCGCCUACGAGUCGUGCAUGGCUGGCAUGGACACGUCGAGCCUGGCGUCGGCCUACGCGGACUUCAGCUCGUGCAGUCAGGCCAGCGGCUUCCAGUACAACCCCAUCCGGACCACGUUCGGGGCCACCAGCGGUUGCCCGUCGCUGGCGCCCGGUUCCUGCAGCCUGGGCACGCUGAGGGACCACCAGAGCAGCCCCUACGCGGCCGUGCCCUACAAGCUGUUUACGGACCACGGGGGUCUGAACGAAAAGCGCAAGCAGAGGCGUAUCCGGACCACCUUCACCAGCGCGCAGCUAAAGGAGCUGGAGAGGGUCUUUGCAGAGACCCACUACCCGGAUAUCUACACCCGUGAAGAGCUGGCACUCAAGAUAGACUUGACCGAAGCCAGAGUGCAGGUUUGGUUCCAGAACCGACGGGCCAAGUUUCGCAAGCAGGAGCGUGCUGCUGCAGCGGCCGCAGCCGCCGCCAAGUCCAAUUCCGGCAAAAAGUCGGACCCGCGGGACGACGACAGCAAAGACGCCAAAUCCACGGACCCGGACAGCACGGGGGGCCCCAACCCGGUGCCCACCUCUAAUUGCGGUGGCCCCAGCCCCACCGGUGUGCAGGUGAACGGUGGGGGCGGCAAUGGCGGACAGGCGGAGGCCGGCAAGGGCGUCGUGUCGUCCGGCAUGGGGGUGGGGGUGACGGGCGUGGGGGUUACGGCACCGAGUCAAGGCUGGGCCACCGCCCCGGGGACCAUCACCUCCAUCCCGGACUCGCUGGGCGGGCCGUUCGCCAGCGUGCUGUCGUCCUUGCAGAGACAGAACGGAGCCAAGGCUGCUUUAGUAAAAAGCAGCAUGUUCUAAUUGACGUGCACACGCAGACUGAUGGACACUGACAGUCAAAAGUGCUUUUGUUUUGUCUCCCUUUUGUGUGGCAUUUGCUUGACAAAAAUACAUUUCAUGGCACAUUUGGCAAAUUGUUGAAAGAUUGGUGGGUCGAAAAUAACACGACUGCACAAAACACCUUAAAAUCUGGUUGUUUUGUACAAAAGAGCCCAAAUUUGGAUUGCUUAGUACGUGCACGCCCACGCGCACGAAUUGGUUCCCUUUUUGACCCGUACUGGGUUAUUUUUGACCCAACUGUUUUUGGACCGUUGGCGAGCUCACAGUAUUGCAUUAUUCACAGAUAAUACAGUGCUUAUACCCAACAAAUGACAAACACGUGUCUGACCACGCAGCAGAGCAAAGUUUCAUCAGGAGGCUGCAUUUGGGAAUUUUUGAGGCAUUCAAUUGACAGCUGCUUAUUUUUAAUAAUAUUUUGCAUUUACUCGGGCUAGAGUUUACGACCAAUACCGCAUAAUUUUUACCGCAUUCAUUUUUUCUGAGGUCGUGGACAGCUGCACAAUUUAAUGUCAAUUGCAUUUAUCCGGGCUGGUUUACAUUGUUGUAUAAUUUCAACGACCAUGCAGUCACGUCGCUUUAGUUUAGCAAGAGCAUGCAUUUUGUCUGGACUAUAAUUUUGAGUCAACAUUUAGGCUAUUCAACAAACUGCGACCGAUCCAGUUUAGCUGGACUAUGCGGGCAGCCACAUACUUGAUCAUUCAUCUGGGCUGUUUUAAAUUUUUGCAAGACUCACGGGCCAGCGCAUAGAACGUGGACUUUACCUGUGAUCAAUUUCUGAUGGGUUAAUAAGUAAGUAUGCGCCCAACGGCAUAGUUUUUGCAAGAACCGCGACGACUAUGCGGCCAACCACAAACUUUUCAAGAGCCUGCAUUUCAGUGCAGGCCAUUUUGAUUUCUGUUAUUUCUGACAGAAUGAACUAUGCGGCACGCAGGCUGCAUAGCCUUAUACAGUUUCCAUGAAUCUGAGCGAGGUUUGGACUUUUUGUGGGAUUCAACCAGAAAGAAAAUGAUUUUUUUUUUUUUUUUAAACUUGAUAUUUCAUCAAGUUUCUUUUAUUGUCCACUAUGAGAAAAAAAGGCACAAUUACAGCAGCACCCCUCCAAAUCCCCGCCCCGCCCAUGGACAUAAAUCUAUGUUUUGUGUGUCUUUCUAUGACAGUGUGUUUGUGGCUCCAAUUGUAAAGUGUUAAUAUGUAUUCGCGUCUCCUAAUAGUUGAAUCAUAGACACGUAUAGUCUUCAUUUUAAGUCGGAUUCCCUAAGAAUUUAUUUUUGGUAAAAAGGGAAUGUAUGCAAAUGUUGUAUUUAUUUGGAUAUAAUUUGCAUGUCUCUUUUUGUUUUUAAGUCUCCCACUUUGUUGUGAACAUUGUUGUCUGGAAGGUUAUUUAUGUUAUUAGGUUCUGGAUGCUUAUAUUUAAGAAGGGAAUAUUUCUACAUGUGCACAUAGUUUUC